Molecule: messenger RNA, 4598 nt
Organism: Cydia splendana
Lineage: Eukaryota; Metazoa; Arthropoda; Insecta; Lepidoptera; Tortricidae
Gene: Mtp
Product: microsomal triacylglycerol transfer protein
Exons: 17
Coding region: 101-3076 (991 amino acids)
Biological process (GO): lipoprotein metabolic process; lipid transport
Cellular component (GO): endoplasmic reticulum; Golgi apparatus; basolateral plasma membrane
Source: RefSeq, a predicted model, not a curated record
CAAGUUUGACAGUUUACGAGCAAUAUCCGGAGUUACGGGACGUGUCCCUAGUUGUCCAGGACGCGCGGGAGCAGUGUGACGUGGACGCGAAGUGCUGACGAUGCUGGUGUUGUUGUGCGCGUGCGCAUAUCUGGCUGCGGGCGCAGCGGAGCCGGCGCCGGCGCUACAGGGCGCCUCGCGCUGGUCGGUGGCGUCCAGCGUGCUGCUGAGCGACGCGGCGACCACGGGAGGGGAGCUGGGGUAUCGCCUGCAGGCCGCGCUGACGCUGCGCGCGCAGCCGCUGGAAGAAGGGCUGUUGCUGCACUUCACGCUGGAGUCCCCUCAGCUGAUGCUCCGAGGCAAGCACCGGAAUGCAGAGUUCCUCCCGAAGCCUUCUAUAUGGGACUCCAUGCCCAGCUCCGAGUUCCUAGCCGUGUGGAGUGAAGGCCACAUUACAGAGGCCUUUCUUGACCCAUCGGACCUUCCUGAUGUGCUGGACUAUAAGAAGGCUCUCAUCAGUUUGUUCCAGUUCCAAGCAGAGGAGGGUGAGCGCAAUGAGACAGAUGUGUCGGGCUACUGUCAUGUGCACUAUGAUGCCGUCUCCGAACUGGUCUUCAGGAAAAGCAAGAUGCAAUGCACGUGGCAAGAAACGGUAGACGAGGACGAGAACGACGGGUGCGCGGAGCGGCGGCGAGUCGUGCGCUACCAACUUACCUCGGCUGGAGUCCUCGACAGUAUCACUGCUGAUGAAGUGCUGCUUCUGCGCGGCACCGACCCAUCACACGCGCUAAAGGCGCGCGCACUGCACAUGCUGGCCCGCGCGGGUGCGCCCGCGCCGGCGCCCGCGUCUCCUGCAGAUUUAGCCGCUGCGCGAGAGCGUCUACCCGUACUGCAGCCCACACCACUACCGCUUGAACUGAGACCCCAAUCCGAUGAUGAGCCAAAGGAGUCCCUGUCCUCGGCACUGUCAGCGCACCGCGCGGCCAUCGAGGAAGCGCGCGCCGGCAGCGCGGAGGCCGCCGCCGCCACGCUGGCGUUGCUGCCCGCCAUACGUGCCGCCACGGCUAAGGAGCUGACAACUCUGCUCGACCAUCCCGAUACUGACGAGUUAGAAGGCCUAGUCCGCGUACUCGGCCUGUCGGGGUCACGCGGCGCACAUUUGGCUGCGCGUGAGACGCUACAACUGCAAGCGAAAGAACCGCCACGAGAACACCUCGGCAGGGAAUACCUCGCCGCACUGGCUAUAGCGCCGCAGGUGGAGGAGUUUGUGAUCCGCGACGCGAUGAAGCUGGGCGCCACGGGCGGCGCCCUCGCCCCCGCGGCGUUGCUAGCGGCGGCGGCGGCGGCGGCGGCGCACGACGCGCCUGCGCCUGCACGGGAGGCGCUCACUACGGAGAUCAAGAACUCACUCACAAGAACCCUCUCCAAGUGCAAGGAGGACGCAUGCUCCGCGGCGCGGAUCCUCGCUCUGGGACAGCUCCGAAGGCCCGAGCUGGUCGAGCUGUUGCUAGAACACGCCGAAACAGGCGCACGUGCAACCGCGCUAGCCGCCAUUGCUGCACUACGGGCUGUGGCUAAAGAGCAGGGCUACUACGGUCCGCAGCGUCGCCGCCUCGAGGCCGUGGCGCUGGGGCUCGGCAGCCAACGGCCGCUGGACGUGCGCGCGGCCGCGCUGGAACUGGUCUUGUAUUCUGCGGCUGACCGCCCGCUUGCCCUGCUGGGACUAACGCGGGGGCUCCGCGAGCGCGGGCCGCGCGAGCUGCGGCGGCUGUGCUGGCUGCGGCUGCUGCAGCUGGCCGACACCAGCGCCGAGCUGGCGACGCUGCUGCCCUCGCUGGACCCCAGGCCGAGAGACUGGUUCCGGAGAGCGCAUGAUGGUACGUCGUCGGUGCUGGAGCGUGCAGCACAUUGGGCGCGGCUGGACUCCUCGCAGCUGGCCAACGCUGGCGUGCUCAGCCGAGGCAAGGUGGAGCUGGCAGCACACACACCACUCGAACAACUACAUCUGCUAACCGUGGAGAUAUGGACGCGCGGCAUGGAGUCAUUCGCGACGCCUCCAGUGAUACCCGCCGCGGCGAGAGAGGCAGAGGACGAACAUAAACAAGAGGAUGAGGAAGCCGUCGAGGGGGGGCUAGCGCUCACUGUAGGAGGGGUCAGGAGGCCUGACGUCACGCUUUUCAACGGACAGGGCGAGCUUCUGGGCCACAUCUGGUCGGGCACGGGCUCCUCCCCGACGCCGGUGCUCCGCGCCGUGCUGCCCCGUGACCACGUCACCCACCACUACGCGCUGCAGGCCGGCCUUGUGCUGCGAGGGAGGGUGCAGCAGGCGCUGGCACUAGCGCAGGAUGCGCAGGUAACGUUGCUGACCACAUCGGGCACGGCUGCCUCCCCACCCCCCUCCCCCCUCCCCCGCGGCCACGUCACCCACCACUACGCGCUGCAGGCCGGCCUUGUGCUGCGAGGGAGGGUGCAGCAGGCGCUGGCACUAGCGCAGGAUGCGCAGGUAACGUUGCUGACCACAUCGGGCACGGCUGCCUCCCCACCCCCCUCCCCCGCGGCCACGUCACCCACCACUACGCGCUGUAACGUUGCUGACCACAUCGGGCACGGCUGCCUCCCCACCCCCCUGCCCCGCGGCCACGUCACCCACCACUACGCGCUGCAGGCCGGCCUCGUGCUGCGAGGGAGAGUGCAGCAGGCGCUGGCACUAGCGCAGGAUGCGCAGGCACAAGUGUCCCUCUGGGGUCGCACGGCGCGCGCGGGGCUGGCGCUGCGCGGGGCCGGCGUGGAGUCCUGGACCCUGCGCCUGCGCACCGAGUGGGGCGACGUCACGGCGCGAGCGCGCGCGGAGAUAGAACCGGAGCUCACUAUCGCAGCGGCGCUAGACUUCUACGAUAAGCCACAGUUGUGUGUGCAUACCGCUGUUCCUGACUACACCUACAGCCGCAACGUGACGCUGGAGUCCGUCCUGGGCGACAGUCUGCUGCGCGUGCGUCGCUCUCGAGUGACGUCACACCCCGUCCCGGGCCGCACGCUCGCCCUGGGCGCUCCCAACGACGCAGCCUGCACCGUGCUCGGCGCCGACCACCGCGAAUAAACGUGCUACUAACGUUACGUCUAUUGCAAUCCAUAUUCUAGGACCUGGGUGAUGUCACUCCACCUCCUAGCUCUAUGUGCGCCUAAUAAUGCAGGUUGCACCGUGGUCAGCGCCGCGAACUGGUGUGAGUCGCGUCACUGGCUCUAGGCGCUCCUAAUGAAGUGGCGUUCUACUCGCAUAACAUCACGAAAUGAGUGACGUCACCGCCUGUCACGGGCCGCACUUCGCUCUCAGCGCGCUGACGUUCGCGACUGAUGUGAGUAUCAGUCGUAGUUGACGUCGGAGCCCGUCCCGGGACAACUUACUCCAUAUAUCGUAGAAGAAUAAAUCAAAAUCGCGUUUCUCUAAACCAGCAAAUGGCUGUCGCUGGAUGGUGUCACUAACGCCUUUCUCAGUUCCAUCCAUCUUGUUAUGCGCUUAAUCCUCUUGUCGGCCUAUCUAGAGACCUGGCGGGUCGGUGACGCCAUCUAGCAAUAGACUAAAUAAACUUUCCAAUUUGGACACGAUUUAUUAGAGUUAUUGAUAAUUCUCUCCAAAAUAAUUUAAACCAAAGCUUAUGAAUAUAAUAUUGGGUAUAUUUGACACUUUAAGUGUAAAUGUAUUGAGUUCUAAAUUGAGCAGCUUUAUGAACUAUCGAAGAAAAUAUAUAAGACUGCUAAUCUAUCUGAAAAUUUAGUUUUGGACGAACCUGGGGAUCUAGCCAAAAUGACAAUCGUACAUCGAUAAACGCCAAACGAACAGAAAACAUGUAUCCAGAUGACAGAUGCUACCUACGCAAAGUUACGUGAUUGUGUAUUUCCAUUCAUUACCUAUUUAUUGUACCUGUUGUAGUUUCGUUUGGUGUUUUGUAUCAACCGAUUGUUACCUUGGCUAGACCCCUGUAUAAAUAAAAUAAUAGGCGUGUUCAGGCAGUUAGGGUUAUGUUUUAAACGAAAUAUUUUUUCCAAAUUAUAAGUAAGACCCCAAUCGCCAAAUUAUCUGUGUCACCUAGGUAUUUGUGUGGUGGUUGCUGAUACAUGAAUAGCAUAAGGUGACCAUUAUUUUCUAGUGGUUAUAAUUAAAUAUUACUUUUAAAUGGUUAAAAACGGUUAUAACAAUACAAAACUAUUACAUUCUAAUAAAUCUUCAAUAUUCCUCUUUUCUACUUCUACACUUGUUAUUUUAAGUAUUUUUGCUUUACCUACUGUACACUGAGCUAUCAUAACAUUAAAAUAUGUUUAUAACACCUUUAUAUGGUAUAUGUGUAGUUUAACAUGUUUUGAAUGUUCUGAGAUGUAAUUUUCAGGGCUAAUUCCUGAUUCCUGAUAUGAUCGCAGGUGCCUUGUUGUAUGUACAUUUAUUAUGGUGUAAGUCUUAGUCUGUUUAUAGUCUACAUUAUUUUUUAAUCUUAUACUUUUUACUAAAUCUUGUAUUUUAUAAAUUUUAUUCGAGUCUCAAAUUAUUUGUAAGUUUACUGAAUGUUGUUGUAAGCUCUCUAUUUAUUAAAAAUAGAAUCAAUAAAUAAUUAUAUUUCAAAUUUAAA